AUGUCGGACGAAACCUACCCAAAGACAUUGUAUGUAGGCAAUCUGGAUCUGUCCGUUCAAGAAGACCUGUUGUGUACUUUAUUUUCGCAAAUCGGUCCGGUCAAAGGUUGUAAGAUAAUAAGGGAGCCUGGAAACGACCCCUAUGCUUUUGUCGAAUUCACAAAUCAUCAAUCUGCCUCGACGGCCCUAAUUGCAAUGAACAAACGCGUUUUUCUAGACAAGGAAAUGAAAGUUAAUUGGGCCACCAGUCCCGGAAAUCAACCGAAAACAGAUACCUCAAACCACCAUCACAUAUUUGUCGGCGAUCUAUCUCCUGAAAUCGAGACUGAAACACUCAGAGAGGCCUUUGCUCCUUUCGGAGAAAUUUCAAAUUGUAGAAUUGUUAGGGACCCACAAACACUAAAAUCGAAAGGCUACGCCUUCGUUUCUUUCGUAAAGAAAGCCGAAGCCGAAAAUGCUAUACAAGCCAUGAACGGACAAUGGCUUGGCUCACGUUCAAUUCGCACAAAUUGGUCCACUAGAAAACCACCACCUCCUAGAACCGAUAAACCCACUCAAAACAAGAAGCAAAUCACAUUCGACGAGGUUUACAACCAAACCUCUCCAACCAAUACCACAGUUUAUUGUGGUGGCUUUGCUUCUGGUCUCACUGAAGAUUUGGUUACCAAAACCUUUUCCCGUUUUGGUGCUAUACAAGAUAUUAGAGUAUUUAAAGACAAAGGAUAUGCUUUUAUCAAAUUUGUAACUAAAGAAAGUGCCACCCACGCCAUCGAAAACAUCCACAACACUGAAAUAAAUGGACAUGUUGUCAAGUGCUUCUGGGGCAAAGAAAAUGGAGGGUUAGGCCCAGAUGUCAAUGCUAUGAACGCCACUGGGGCGGCUGUCUCUCAGGCAGCAGCACCCAAUUAUUCUUACGGGUACGGAACCCAAUACUGGUAUCCACAAUCGGGUGGAUACGGGGCUAGUAGCACUGCUGGAGGAUACAUGCAAGGCGGAUAUCAAUAUCAGCAGCAAUAUCAAUAUCCUGCCGGCGGCCAACAGUACUGUGUCGUACCUCAACAGGGACAAUGGUCAGGACAAGGCGGACAACAACCGAACAUGGGGGUGAUGUACAAAUAUCAAUCUCAGUGA
This is a messenger RNA of Ceutorhynchus assimilis (cabbage seed weevil), 1131 nucleotides long. Lineage: Eukaryota; Metazoa; Arthropoda; Insecta; Coleoptera; Curculionidae. The record is from the annotation of a GenBank genome assembly.